AGCAGCCAGAUGUCACUCCAGCCAGCUCUUGUCUUCCAGAUAUCUCCGAUUUGCAGCCGAAAACAAACCAAAGCCUUCUUCGCAAUGAGUAAAAUCAUCAUCUACGAGCACAGUGACUUCAAGGGGCUCAGCAAAGAGUUCACCAGAGAUGUUCCCAAUCUGGUCACCGAAAACUUCAAUGACUGCAUUUCGUCGAUAAAGGUAAUCGGCAUGCCUUGGGUAGCUUAUGAACACGCUGACUACCAAGGCCGUCAGAUUGUAUAUGAAGAAGGGCAGUAUGCCAGUGUGGCCAUGAAUGAUACUUUUUCUUCCCUAAAACUCAUCACUGACAACCUUGACGAUCCUUUGAUCUCCCUUUAUGAAGACAUUAAUUAUGGUGGAAGAAGCAAAGACAUCACUACUGAAACGAACCUCUGCUUUGCUGACUUCAACGACAAAGCCUCGUCCCACAUUGUGCAAAGAGGCGCCUGGGUCCUGUAUGAGCACACAAACCGCGAAGGCCGGCAGAUCAUCGCUCGUGCAGGGGAAAGAGCGCCCAACUACUGUAACUUCGGCUUCAACGAUCAGCUCUCUUCUCUUCGUCCGCUGCAGUACGGCUCCCCUACAGUGAAAGCUAACAUUCAGUGGGAGAAAAUGAUCAAGGAAUCGGAGAGGAAUGUGAAGAUCGACGAGCUGGUUGGAAUUAAUAAAUCGGACACUGAGCAGUCAUUUUCUUCAACCGCCACCAAAGAGUAUGAAACCUACGUCAGCCAGAGCAUCACCUUCAGCAACUCCACCUCCAUUACUGUUGGUACUUCAUUCUCCCUUGAUAUCGUGCCUGGUGUUGGAAUGGAGAGCAGCAUUUCGGUUUCCAACACCUUCUCUGUUGAAAAAGGGAAAACCGAAUCUACAACUUCAAGAGAGAAGACCGAAUUCACCCUCCCUGUGAAAAUCCCACCACAUACAAAACUGACUGUUAAUGUCAUGAGAAAAGAAAUGUCUGUGAGGGUGCCGGUAGAGUUUACUGUCACUCGAGGUAACAACACUAAAAUAGAGUACGGGGAGUACCGGUGCAGCUCAGGGAGCUCAGUGCAUGCUGAAUAUUCAUCUGAACGUGUGUAAUGAGAUGGAGAAACAAGCUUGUCUUUGUAUUAAAAUCACUGAAGCAGUUUUAAAUGUCAUACAAUGUUAUACUGUGAAUCUGAAACUACUGAUAUGCUGAGAAAGAAAAUAAAAAAUUUAAAAUCG
Polypterus senegalus (gray bichir) is the source of this 1227-nucleotide messenger RNA. RefSeq names its product epidermal differentiation-specific protein-like. Lineage: Eukaryota; Metazoa; Chordata; Cladistia; Polypteriformes; Polypteridae. Gene Ontology annotation, biological process: visual perception; lens development in camera-type eye. Gene Ontology annotation, molecular function: structural constituent of eye lens. The transcript has a single exon. The record is from RefSeq and is a predicted model, not a curated record. Gene Ontology annotation, cellular component: extracellular region. The coding region runs from base 10 to 1101 and encodes 363 amino acids.